Molecule: messenger RNA, 1405 nt
Organism: Ipomoea triloba (trilobed morning glory)
Lineage: Eukaryota; Viridiplantae; Streptophyta; Magnoliopsida; Solanales; Convolvulaceae
Product: serine acetyltransferase 1, chloroplastic-like
Exons: 1
Coding region: 74-1159 (361 amino acids)
Cellular component (GO): cytoplasm; cytosol
Molecular function (GO): L-serine O-acetyltransferase activity
Source: RefSeq, a predicted model, not a curated record
CAGAGAAAUCUCUUUCCAAGUGAGAAUUGAAUUCUAAUUCUUGAGCACAUCGCCAUCGCCACUAUAUAAAACCAUGGCUUCAACUCCCCAUUAUCCUGCACCUUUCAUUUCCAUGUCCACAAAUUUAUCCCCCAUUUCCAAGCCCCUUUUCUCUCCAUUCAAGCCUCGCAACCUCUGCACUUUCUCCAUGGCCGCUUGUAUUCACUCUUCCAGAACAGAAGCUCCCAAUUCCCAGACAAACUUGACUCAAUUCGACGAUCAGGUCUACAACUACGUCAAAUUCUGCCGACCUACUUUCCCGGACCUGGUCUCUUGCGUCCCCUUUUCCGAGAACCCUUCCCGCCGGGAUGAUGAUGUGUGGCUGAGGAUGAAGGACGAGGCUAUCUCCGAUGUCGAGGAAGAGCCUAUCUUGUGCGGUUACUAUUAUUCCUCGAUUUUGGAUCACGAUUCGAUUGAGAGCGCUCUGGCGAAUCAUCUCUCUAUGAAGCUAAGCAAUUCCAGCCUUCCAAGUGGGAAAUUGUGCGAUCUUUUCCUGGCGAUUCUCGCGGAGGAUUCGGAGAUUAUUAGGGCUGUGAAAGCGGAUUUGAAAGCCGUGAAGGAAAGAGACCCAGCUUGUAUCAGUUACGUUCACUGUUUCUUGAAUUUCAAAGGGUUUUUGGCGGUCCAAUCGCAUCGAGUGGCGCACCAGCUAUGGUCGCGAGGGCGGAAGACUCUGGCCCUCCUGAUUCAGAAUAGGUCGUCGGAGGUUUUCGCCGUCGAUAUCCACCCCGGCGCAAAAAUAGGGCGGGGGAUUUUGUUCGACCACGCCACCGGGAUCGUCGUCGGAGAGACGGCGGUGAUCGGGGACAAUGUGUCGAUUCUGCACAACGUCACGCUCGGCGGCACCGGCAAGGUUAGCGGAGAUAGGCACCCCAAGAUUGGCGAUGGGGUUUUGAUAGGCGCCGGGACUUCCGUACUGGGGAACGUUAAAAUUGGGGAUGGGGCGAAGAUCGGCGCCGGCUCGGUGGUGCUGAAAGAUGUUCCGGCCAGGACAACGGCGGUGGGAAAUCCGGCGAGGUUGAUCGGAGGGAAGGAAAAUCCGGUAAGGCAUGAUAAGAUGCCUAGUUUAACCAUGGACCACACUUCAUAUAUUUCUGAAUGGUCCGACUAUGUGAUCUAGAUUGAAUUUUUUUUUUCUUCCAAAUUUUGUGACAAUUUAGGCUCUGUGUGAUAUUAGAUACUAUUUGGGCCACAAGGAAUUUAGUUCAUGUGUUGAAUGGAGGGAAUUAUGUUCCCGUUUACUUGAUGACUUUGCUUAGCAUAAUAUGAUAAGAUAGUCCCUAUUAGGUACAUUUGGAAAUGUAAUCGCAACAUAUAUAGUAUGUGCUUUACAUAAAUUUGAAACGCAAUUGCCCUUUUAAGAAUA